Peromyscus leucopus (white-footed mouse) is the source of this 320-nucleotide messenger RNA. RefSeq names its product eukaryotic translation initiation factor 1-like. Lineage: Eukaryota; Metazoa; Chordata; Mammalia; Rodentia; Cricetidae. The transcript has a single exon. Bases 1 to 258 code for a protein of 85 amino acids. Gene Ontology annotation, cellular component: eukaryotic 43S preinitiation complex. Gene Ontology annotation, molecular function: translation initiation factor activity; RNA binding; ribosomal small subunit binding. Gene Ontology annotation, biological process: translational initiation. The record is from RefSeq and is a predicted model, not a curated record.
AUGGUUCCUGCUGGCGCCGAGGGUCAUAUCCAUGUAAGAAUUCAACAAAGAAAUGACUGGGAGACCCUCACUACUGUCCAGUGGGUCACCGAUGGUUACAACAAAAAGAAAGCGGUGGCGUCAUUGAAGAGGAAAUUUGCCUGCAAUGGUACUGUAAUUGAGCAUCCAGAACAAGAAGAAGUAAUUCAGGUACAGGACAAGCAGUCCGGAACAUACCAGUUCCUCCCAGAGACUGGGCUGGCUGCAACCAUCAGCUGAAGGUGCACGGAGUUUUAAAUGCAUGUGGCUCUCUGAAGUUUCAGCCAGUAUUUUCUCGAAAU